GUGAAGUGUAGACAAGAGUGUGUUUAGGUGUAUGUGUGUAUGUGUAUGAGUGUGUGUGCAACAGGAGACCUAGUGAGGAUGAGCAUUUCAAAAGUUUGUGCCCUGCUUCUGCUGACAAUAUAUGUGGUCUGUGUGACGUCAGCGAAACCAAACAGCCACAGACGGCACAAGCGAGAAUGGAUCCUGCCACCCUCAAAACUGGUGGAGAAUCUUGACUACACCAAACGAGAGUUCAUUGCCAAGAUUCGCUCAGACCUUGACAAGGGUCAAAGAGUGAAAUACAGCCUGACUGGACGAGGAGCAAGUGAGAGUCCUGUCAAUCGUUUUAUCAUUGACCCUGACACUGGCUUUGUCCAGGUCACUGAAAUUUUCGACAGAGAGGAAAUCCAUCAGUAUAAUCUGACUGGAAUUGCCACAUUCCUUAAUGGUACUCUGGCAGAAGACUCCAUUGAACUUACUGUCUUUAUCAUUGAUAAAAAUGAUAACCCUCCAACGUUCGAAAUCCACAUUGGCACUGUCAGAGAAUGCAGCACAGUCGGGGCCAUCAUAAUGAACGUGACCGCUCACGACGAAGACCAGAAAGGGACAGUUAAUGCAAAGAUCGCCUACAGCAUCCUCAAGCAAGAGCCUGCAGGUUCUGGAAUGCUGUUCUCCAUCGACAGGGACACAGGACAGGUGUCUGUGAAAGAGCCAACUCUGGAUCGGGAGACCAGCGAUUUCUAUGAACUGACUGUCCAAGGAGUGGAUCUGGAUGGGGCUCCAAAUGGGAUUACUGCAACUGGCACAGUGCAGAUUACUGUACUAGAUAUCAACGACAACGUCCCUACUCUUGAGAAGGAGGAGUAUGCUGGCAGUGUGGAUGAAGAAGCUGUGAAUGUGGUGGUGAUGAGACUCAAAGCUCUCGAUGUGGAUUUGAAGGACAGUGAUAACUGGCUGGCCGUUUUCAAUAUUGUUUCUGGAAAUGAAGAAGGUCUCUUCACAAUCCACACAGAUCCCAAGACCAAUGAAGGUAUCCUGAAGCUGGUUAAGCCUGUGGACUAUGAGAAGAUCAAAAAACUGAACCUUGGGUUAGAGCUUGAGAAUGUCGCUCCAUUCAUCAAUGGCACAGCCUUGGCUCUUGGAUUGGAUUGGGCAGAUGAAGAUGCAGGAGGUGAGGGUGGAGGUGGAGCUGGCAAUCCAAAAGAUGUUUCCCCUGAUGGUAAACCUGUUCAGCCUGGUACCAACCCUGGAGGGAAACCAGGGCCCAAUCCAUCCAAACCAGGGCCCAAUCCAUCCAAACCAGAGCCCAAGCCAUCCAAACCAGGGCCCAAGCCAUCCAAACCAGGGCCCAAGCCAUCCAAACCAGGGAAAAAGCCGCCUGGUAAAAGUUAUCCUAUUUCAAUUGCGGUCAACAACAUGCCAGAUGGACCUACUUUCAACCCGGAGGUAAAAGAUGUGCCACUGUCAGAAAACCCAGAGGAGAUUGAACUUCUCUCAGUCAUAGCUGUGUACCCAGCUGUAGAUGGUGAUACUGGAGAAGACCUAGAUAAUGUCAAGUAUGCUAAAGGAUUCGACCCUGACAACUGGUUGACCAUUGAUGAAGACACCGCAGAGAUCAGACUGAAAAAGAUACCAGACCGAGAAUCUUCAUUCCUAAAGAAUGGCACAUACUAUGCUGAGGUCCUCUGUGUAGCCCAAGAUGGAUCAGGAACUGCCACUGGAACCAUUGCCAUUAACGUACAGGAUUCUAAUGACCACUGCCCACAACUGACUAGCACAUACCAGAACGUCUGCACAGAUUCUAAAGUUGUGUACAUGUCUGCCAUCGAUGAAGAUUUCGGUCCCAACGGAGAACCGCUCCACUUCUCCAUCAUUUCAGAGGAGACCACAGGACCAUGGGAGAUAGAGAACCUCAAUGGCACAGCAGUGGCUCUGCAUCCAAUGGAGCCCUUAUGGCCAGGAGUCUACAUGAUCACGGUGGAGAUAACUGAUGCUCAAGGUUUGUCCUGCCCAGACAAGCAGGCACUGGAGCUGGAGGUCUGCACUUGCACAGAUGGGUAUGGCUGCAGUCUCAGAGGAUAUUUUGGUGCAGAUGGCUCAUCCUCCAGCUCUGUCAUUUUUGGAGCAUCAGCUAUUGGUCUUCUGUUGGCAGGGCUGUCUGCCUUAUUGGUGGUCCCCCUGCUGCUGCUGUUCUGCCAGUGUGGAUCUGUAGCUGGCAUGGCUGACCGGUUCAUGGACUUGCCUUUUGAUGCUAAGGAGUACUUGAUCCCAUACCACACUGAGGGCAAGGGUGAAGACAAGGGGGUUCCUACCCACCUGCUGCCGGUGACUUUAAUAGAAGCAGCACCUGUGGCCCUCUUUUCUGCAGCGGAGCAACAAACCACUCAAAUGUCAAGAACCUACAGCAAAACCACGCAGAGGAACUGUUUGGAUUCGAGCCAACCUGUGGAGAUGGACAUGAGGAGCAUGACAGAAUAUGCACCCAUGGGCCAGGCUUACACACUCAGUACUCACCAGAGAGGCUCAACAUACCGUUCCCUCACCCGGCAGGAGAGCAGUCUGUCAGGCUUGGUAGACAUCUAUGGAGAUAUGGCUUUACCUGAUGAUUUUCUGAUGGACUACUUCGCCCAGAAGUCAGCAUGCACAGCUGUGCAGGUUUCUCAGAAGGACAUGUUGCUGGAUUAUGGCUACGAGGGACAGGGAUCUCCUGCUGGCUCUGUGGGCUGCUGCAGUCUCCUGGGGUCUGAUGAUGACCUUCAGUUCCUGGAUGACCUGGGGUCACAGUUCUCCACCCUGGCCCAGAUCUGCAAGCCACCAAAACUGAUUCUGGAACAAAGCAAGACGUCACUGCAAGCAAUAACAGAGCGAGAAAGUUCUUUGUCUGUCAGCACUGUGAUGGUUUCCGAGGCUGUUCAUCCUCCACCAUCUCCUCCUCCUUCUCCUCCUCCUCCUCCUGUCCACACUGAGAUCUGCAGGACCAUCAGCAGCUCCUCUACUCUUCCCAGGAUUCAACUGUGCGAAGCCGUUGCCAUGCCGACCGAGACUGUGCUGGUGCAGCAGCAGCCCCUGUACUACGUGGUGGAGCCGCAGCAGGUCCAGAGCACAGUGCUGCUGGCUGAGAGGCCCCAAGUGGGUCUGGGUCAGGGAAUGAUCCUGGUCAACGGGAGCCAGGCGGCCACAGAGGGGGUGCUGAUGCAGGGGGGAGGCCUGGUGCAGGGGGCCCAGGGGCUGGUGAUGGCCCCAGGUGGUCAGGGUUUGGUGUUGCAGCAGGGUGGGCACGUUCAGGGUGGUCAGGGUUUGGUGUUGCAGCAGGGUGAGCACCUUCAAAGUGGUCAAGGUUUUGUGUUACAGCAGGGUGGCUAUGUUCAGGGUACUCAGGGUUUGGUGUGGCAGCAUGGUGGCCUUAUUUAGGGCGGUCAGAAUUUGGUGUUGCAGCAGGGUGGGCACAUUCAGAGCAGUCAGGGUUUGGUGGUCAGGAAGUCAGAAAGGUCACAUUCAGGGGUGCAGGAGUUGAUCGUCCAGGGCUUCAGUUCUGCAGUAAAUGAGAGUUUUGGAGGCUCAGGGGUUCUUGAUA
Messenger RNA from Sardina pilchardus (European sardine), 3553 nucleotides. Its product is annotated as desmoglein-2.1-like. Gene Ontology annotation, cellular component: desmosome; plasma membrane. NCBI's taxonomy places the organism in Eukaryota, Metazoa, Chordata, Actinopteri, Clupeiformes, Clupeidae. Gene Ontology annotation, molecular function: calcium ion binding. Bases 40 to 3390 code for a protein of 1116 amino acids. Gene Ontology annotation, biological process: homophilic cell-cell adhesion. The record is from RefSeq and is a predicted model, not a curated record. The transcript is spliced from 15 exons.